GCCCCCCGAGUCGCCGUAGCUUUCAAUCGCCAUAAAAAGCGUCCACGGACCCGCGAGACCAGAAUCGAGAUCGAAUUCGAUCUCUCUUUCUCUCUCUCCAUCUCGACGGGCGAUCGCGCCGUUCGAUUGCGCGCAAAGCGUUUGCGUACAUGAAAGGAUAUGGAGCGGAACGGGUCGUGGUUGAGGGCGGUGGUGGUUCUGACGUGCUUGGUUGCCGCGAGCGGGGCGAGAGAACUUGGAGUGAGGUCCAAGGCUCAUAAAGCUAUUUACAAUCACACUCUUGCCACGAUAUUGGUGGAGUAUGCAUCUGCCGUUUACAUGUCAGAUUUGACAGAACUUUUUAGUUGGACAUGUCCUAGAUGUGAUGGAAAGACCAAGGGGUUUGAAGUCAUUGAACUGAUAGUUGACAUUCAGCACUGCUUACAGGCAUAUGUUGGGGUCGCCAAGGACCUUAAUGCUGUGGUUAUAGCUUUCAGAGGUACUCAAGAACAUAGCAUACAGAAUUGGGUUGAAGAUCUCUACUGGAAACAGCAUGACAUAAACUACCCUGGCAUGCCUGGUGCCAUGGUUCAUCGUGGAUUUUAUUAUGCUUAUCACAAUACGACAAUUCGACCUGGUAUUUUGGAUGCUGUUAUAAGAGCCAAGGAUCUAUAUGGAGACAUCAACGUCAUGGUGACAGGGCAUUCUAUGGGAGGGGCCAUGGCAUCCUUUUGCGGACUUGAUCUUGUGGUGAAUCAUGAAGCACGGAAUGUUCAGGUUUUAACAUUUGGACAACCUCGUAUUGGCAAUGCAGUGUUUGCAUCUUACUACAGUGACCGCGUGCCAAAUACGAUACGUAUUACUAAUGGACAUGAUAUUGUGCCUCAUUUGCCUCCGUACUAUUCUCGGUUCCCACAGAAGACUUACCAUCACUUCCCUAGAGAGGUAUGGCUAUAUAAUAUAGGAUUUGGUAGUCUGGUUUAUCAGGUUGAGAAAGUUUGUGAUAGCUCUGGAGAAGAUCCAUCAUGCAGCAGGAAUAUAUGUGGACAACUGAUGAGAGUGCGUCUCUGCAGAUCAGUAACUGGUAACAGCCUUGCGGACCAUUUAGUUUACUAUGGUGUGGGAUUAAUGGCUGAGACAUGGGGAUCAUGCAAAAUCGUCAUGGACGCACGAUUGAAGGAAUAUGGAGGUGAAGAUGUCAAAGGAAAUCUUAUUGUUUCCAGGAAUCUUUCUGCUUCUGCAUUGAGGCUGCCUUCAGACUCUGAUGCCAAGAACAACUUCAGUUAAAAUGCUUCUGGUUCAGCACCUUUUUUCUCAAAGAUCAUCAGUGACCUCUGUGAUGGCGGUCAUGAAAUGCAUUCCAUCGAUCUGUUGUCCAUAUCCAUCACAAGCAUAAGAGCUCUACUCAAAUUCACUCUGAAUUUAAAUAGUACGAAGUUGAAUGUGUCAUCCUUGUAAAUACAACUCCGUGACUUCCAUUGAAUAAAUACGUUCGCAAGUUUACUUGUCAA
Messenger RNA from Syzygium oleosum, 1490 nucleotides. RefSeq names its product lipase-like. Gene Ontology annotation, biological process: lipid metabolic process. The transcript is spliced from 11 exons. The coding region runs from base 160 to 1266 and encodes 368 amino acids. Lineage: Eukaryota; Viridiplantae; Streptophyta; Magnoliopsida; Myrtales; Myrtaceae. The record is from RefSeq and is a predicted model, not a curated record.